This is a messenger RNA of Amoebophrya sp. A25, 3024 nucleotides long. Lineage: Eukaryota; Dinophyceae; Syndiniales; Amoebophryaceae. The record is from the annotation of a GenBank genome assembly.
AAAAAUUGCGAGAUGGCAGAGAAAAAAUGUGAUAACAAGAAAUGACACCAUCUGUCAUGAUGACCUUUGAAGAAUAAAUGUUCAUGUCGUGUUUCUCUGCGAGAUGUCGAGCGUUGUGAAAACUGGGAUCGUGCAGUCUACGCUUCGCGUCGGACUUGCAAUCGCUCCGCGUUUCCGACAGCAGCAUCAAAACCGAAAUUUCGGUACUUUACCAUACCGACUGAAAUGGCGAUGGUGGAACAACGAGACGAUUCUCGGGAAGCAGAAUAUCACUUUCAAGAAAUUCCUCCAAAAAUUACUCACUACACCACCUACCGACACCUGUUUUCGCUUCAAAUACUUGCGUGAGCAUGCUGUUGACCUUCUGUGGAGUCUGAAGUGGUACCACAUCGUCGGAUUCUCGUUUUCAAGCACGAUUCUAGUCGGCGCACAUGCGGCGUUGUUGGCUUUAGGACUGGCUUUCAUCAAGAAAGACUAUAGCGAAGAAUUGCGGGACGGCUAUUUGCGGGAUUGGAUAGUGGAUCUAAAAGCAGUAGAGGAGUCCCCGGACCUCCAAGAAGCGCAUCAAAGCCAGGCAAAAGCUGUAAAGGAGGCGAUGAAAGAGGCUUUCGGGAUGUCCGACAGUGACGGUGCAGAAAAUUUUCGCUCUGCAGCAAGGCUGCUGUUCCCUGUGGAGCAGGAGGUGCGUGCCAGAGUGAGACGAGGACUUUCAUUACGGUGAACAUAGUACAACUACAAGUACCUCUACUUGUGAUGACUGCUAUUCCUAUUCAUAGUAUUCACUCUGCCCUUUUUUCAGACGUAGAAACGAGAUAUUAAGUGUCGACGCUUCCGCUCCUGCUCUUGUAACACUGCUAGGAGUCUUCUUCUAACCUGAAUCCACCCUGAAGACUUCAAGAGAGAAUACUUUCAAGCAGAGCGCCUCUCAAUCCUCAGACGGCGUUUUGGCAAACGCCGCACCAAAAUGGGACAAUACAAGGACGUAGGCUAUCAGGUUGAGGCAAGUUUGGAGAGCGCAGAAGCAUUGUGGUAUGAUGGAGUGCUUAUACAGGAUAGGCAGGGCACUACAAAAAAACGCAUUGCUUCUACUUAUAAUUGGAAAGAACUACAUCUAGAGUACUAGCUAGUCAUGGAAAGGGCGUGCACUGUUCAAAAAGAUCCCCAUGCUUGACACUCAUCAUUCAUCCGUCCUGCGAACCCGCCUUGCAGCAUGCGGCUGAGUCUCUAGACAGCGCGGGCUUUGUAUUGUUGAAAAACGCGAUUUCACCAGAGAUGCUAGCGACAUUGAGAAGGCAGAUAUUUGGGACAGCGAAUAUUAGGCCUGACACACCAAGAGGACUGGGAUGGCACGUCAAGGAGACGGAUCCGAACAUCAGCCAUGAUCGAAUCUUAUGAUACAUGUCAAUGAAUCGGCCUGUAAGGCAUGAAGAUCGUGAUUUUCUGAUAGCAUCCUGAGUAUUUCAGAGGGUGGAGGUGGAGGAGGUGGCACAGGGUACUACAAAUAGUAAGCCGGUACGUACCUAGUCUUCCCCCGUGAUGAAUAAGUUCAACUUCUGUCUAGGGAAACAGUCAUCGACAUUAAUCUCGACCGCCUUCAUGCACAACCGAGGGCCGCCUACAUAUGAACCUUCGUGGUUCCGCUAUUGGCGAGUAUUUCGCUGACUGGCAUCGCCACUGGCUCCCUUUGUGUUUUCACUAUUUGUGUAGCGGAGACAUCGAGAGAAAAAUUGCGAAGCAAGAAAGGGAGCGAGGGAUGUCUGGGUCUUUGGCGUCUACUUCUAGUUCGAGUGCUGCUUCUGCCACAGCCAGCACUUCUGGCACGCUUUUGUCUGAGCAAGAUCAGGAUAAACUUAAACAGGCCGUGGCGUCUCAGGCACAAGAAACUGAAAAGAAACCCAGUACGAGGACGAGUACCGCAGAACUCACAGCAGAAGAGGAGUACGAGCAGCGACUUUUGAUGAGCGAACUCACGUGUCCCCGACUCUACGUAGCGGAGGUGUAUUUGGUGAUGAAUGACGUGGUCUGUCCCAGGAAUGACUGGUAUACCGAUUCCCAUUCUAAGUCCCUCACUGUUCUGGUGCCAUUAGACGACUUUCCGGAAGACAGUGGGCAGAUCGAGAUGCUACCAGGGACGCAUAAACUGACAUUAUGGAGGCUGCAUUAGAUCAGGACUUUUCUCGUUGCACCACCUAAAUUUUUUUUGAAAUUCUAACCUGCAAAUCCGACAUCCCUGUCUUCGACAUCAAUGACCCGACAAAAAUGACUACCGACGUCGAAGAAUCAAGUUUCCUGACCCGAUUUCUGAAUGCCUUCAGAAUAGGUUGUAGUGUCCGCGGCUAUGUCACGCCUAGUGACAUCGAAUGGUCAGUGAAGAGGUUAGCAACAGAAGCCAGAGAAGCCGAAAGUCAAGCCGCGACCAUGUCCUGUACAACUUCCGAUACACGAGAUGCUGGUGCAUCAUCAUCGUCUGGCAUAACAACGACAACAGCAACCGAACUUCCGCAAGAACAGCAGCAAAAGGAGUUUGACGAGCAUUUUGCCGCAAAAGAGAAAGAAAAACGCGACAGGGCUUGGAAGGCCGGGGAUGCCUUAGUCUUUGAUUCCAGAAUCAUUAAGCGAGGUGGGGAGAGUGUCAAUGUCUUUCGACCAGGGCAUACGCUUUUAAUCCGUUAUGAACGCUGGGACAGUCGAAGGAUAGAUAAAGCGUACCAACAUGGCUUCAAUGUUGAAGGUCAGAGGUGGAAAAUGUCUCUUGGGAGGUAUUUGGACGGGGUCUUUAGGGUAUAUGCCGCUGUGUAGGUGUUGAUACCGACCUGUAGUUUACUACGGACUAGGUGUUGACACCGAUCUGUUUACUACGGACAACUUUCUGCAGGUGCGAAGUCGACAUAAAACAUUAACAUUGACUUUGACAAAAGAGACGUUUCGUCCAUUUCUGUCACAUGAUGAACCUUGUUAUAUUAGGUUAAUCGAGUCACUUUAUUUACAAACGACUCGUACUGGUGCUCGUCGUUUCAUCGGCAU